AUGUCUUCCAAUCGCCAGCGUAAGGUACUUAGCGCUUGCUUGCAAUGGACCACCUCCUGGGUGGAAAAGGUGAUCCGCUUAUGGCCCAGGCUGCAGGUGAGCCAUCGCGGCGGCAAAUACUCGCUGGAGCGGCUACUGGCACUCGAGGAAUACACUCGGACCACGUCUCUGUGUCGCGCAAUUUUUGUUUGUUUGGGCACUCCAUUGCCUACGAUGACUCUCGUGGUGGCACAAGAACUAGUGCCUCUGCAAGAUCCGAACAGUGGUUCACUAGCAAAUUACGGCUUUUGGAUUCGAGCUAGCAUCUUGACUGCAGCCAUCGCCCACGCUGCAGCCGUUCAGCUGCAUCAUCUCGUCGAUCAAGUCAACAUCUCGCAGGGUCAACGCGUGGCGAUCGCCUGCUGCGUUGGCUCAAGCUUCCCGAUUCUGAUGAUGCACGUCGCGUCGGGGACAGUUUUCCCUAUUCCUUUUACCGUGGUAUCGACUUUUCCAGUAUUCUACGUGCUGCUGAUCAUUUCAUUUCGCGUAGUAGCUGGUAGGAAAUUUUUCCAAGAUGCAGCGGCGGACUUGGAUCAAACGGUCCGCUUUGUCAAGUAUAUUUGCACCCAGGUUCUCCUGAUCAUCGUGUACCCGGCAUAUCAAGCGCUAUUCUCCAUUGCCGCAGAAACAAACCACGAACUACUCGUAAUAUUGCUGUUGCCGGUGAUCAAGUCGCUGAUCAAGUACCUACUUCUGCGCAUGACAACGCACAUGGAGGACUUGACGCCUGAGAGUGUCAUUUUUACAGUCGAUUUCUUCAACGCCCUGUACCUCGCAACCAGCAUGCAGCAGGCGACCUCGACGACUACAAUAGUCACUUUUGUCGCGCUCGAUAUGUUUCACGUGAUGUUUGGACUGUACGGCCACUUCAGACGCACUAGCAGCAUCCAAAGACGCCUUCGCGAGGUUGUCGGCGAGUCCGAUAGUGAUAAUUUGCUCUCAUCGAUUGUUUUACUCUGUCAAAAGCCGGAAGUUUACGCGAGACAAAUGCGGGUGGGAAUUCAGCUGCGUUCGAGUUUUCCGUACCGACUAUCAGACGCGACUCAACAGCUACUAAGCAUGCUCGAUAAUGUCAAGUCUUCACCUUCCGCUGAGCGCAAGUCUUUUAUUCUUCAGGAGACGCUUGAAACCAUGUUUACUUCCGAGUGCCACGUUCUCACGGAAUACUUGGAGUCGAUUAUCCCUGUUCUCUAUGGCUGCUUUGUGCUGAUGAUUGUUCGACUCCCGAACGCGAAAUAUCACCUGGAUAUCGAAGGGAUCACGCGUGAGAAUGCCACGGCCACCGUGCAUAGCGUAUUUGUUCUUGCAGUGCUGGAACUACUGUCGUUCAUCGUACUCGCAGUCGUUAUGCAGCGAAAUUGCGGUGUAAAAGCAUUUUACCACCUGGCGUUCGUCUUGGAGACGCAAACGAUGCUGAUCCAAGACAAAUUGAUCACGUGGGCGCUUUUGACGAUGGGAUUCCGCGUCGUACACUUCGGUAAGUGUUAUCUGGCUCUGUAA
Molecule: messenger RNA, 1539 nt
Organism: Phytophthora sojae
Lineage: Eukaryota; Oomycota; Peronosporomycetes; Peronosporales; Peronosporaceae
Exons: 2
Coding region: 1-1539 (512 amino acids)
Source: RefSeq, a predicted model, not a curated record